UAUUGUUGAUGUCCCAGUGACAUGGGAUUUGAGCUCUGGCAUUUGAGCUCUGCCAUGUUCCUGCCUUCAUGACUCUCAAAACUUGUGGAAGCAAAAUUGCUUCCUGACUUCUGAAGGAAUAUUCCCUGGGAACUUUAUAAGAACCUUAUCUCAACUAUAAGAAACAAAAAUACUUACCCCUUAGCUCAGUUUAAACCCCAUUUGUUAUCAUUCAUUUAUUUCAUCAUUUGCCUGUUUUUUCUAAACAGUUGUGGGACCUCCACAUCCUCCUCGUAACAACACCCCCCACCCCACUCCCCGCACUUGCUGCGUCUUUCCUUUACCCAGUGGAUUGUUGGGUCCUCAUGGCUGAGGAAGUUGUAUGCUUCACUCUUUACUUCCUGGUAGCUUUGGAGAAAAGCCUGGCCAUUGUGGAGACGUAGACAUCUUUCUUCUCUGUCCUUCCUUUCAAAGACGGCUGUAAGAGAACUCUUCAUGAGAAAAUGUCCCAGCUGAAGGCUGGGAUGCAUCAGCCCUCAGAGAAGAAGGGACCUGCUGAGAAGGAAGUGAGUGAGCAGAAGCCUCAGCCUGAGGAAGCAGAAUUCUCCUCUGUAUCCCGCAGUGGGAAGUAUCAUUCCUUGAUUCAGGAUCAGGCUCGAGAGUUAACCCAUCUACGGCAGAAGAUGAAGCUUGGCAGAGUGGCCUCUGAGCUUCUCAUUCAGCAUGUCAAGAACACAGUAAAGGCCUUUGAGGAGCUACUCCACAGCAAUAACAUUGACCACUAUAUGGAGCAGCACUUCCGCGAGCAGCUGGCCAAAGGAAGCCAGCUGGCAGAGAGCCUUGCCAGAAAAUUCAGCACGGAUGACUGUACAACUAAGAAGAAUCAAGUAGGACAGGUGCCUUCGACUCUCAGUAUCUUGAGGAAGAUGCAUAAUAUGAGUAAAGUGACAGAAGUCCUAGAGACCAAGCGGGAUGCCCAGUCCCAGACUCAGCCCCAGAUCUGGUGCAACAACCACACCCGGUCUGCCCCACAUCACUCCCUGAGCAGCACGUCUCCACAGCUUGACAAGCAGGAAGUGCGUCCUUCAGUGACUGUAGUCAAUGCCAGCGCUGCCACUUCUGCUGAUUCAGCUGCUUUGCCCAGCAACCAAGGAGCCAGGUCUGCUCAGCCCUUCCAUCCUUCAAGCGGCACUGGCCAGCUGAGCAGGACACUAGAACACGGUAGCAGUGGCCCAUGGGAAGAGAUGAGGCCUCAAAAAAUGAAUGCAUCUGGAGACCUAGCCUCCUUCUCCUGUUUGUACCAGCCCAACUCCGAAACCUCUGUACCGGCUGACCUGCUGGAAAAGAAUCUUGCUGAGAUCCAGAAACUGCGCCAGCGCCUGGAGGAGUCUGUCAGCCUCAAUGACCGCCUGAGGGAGAGGCUGGAGCAUGUGCUCAGCAAUGGUGACCAAGGAAAAGGUACUGCACAGUCCACUGUAGCCCCUCGUUCAUGUACUCAGAGUCACUCUUCCAGCUGUGGCGAGGACAUCCUGUGACAUGAUGCCUAGAGGGUCUAGAAGAAUGUUCUCCAGAACUUUUCCAGUCCUGUGCAACAGAAUUCUUGGGUGGGAACUUGGAGGCAUUGGAUAUUAUCUUUAAAUGAAGAGAUCAAAUUAAUAAAUUAUUUUUAAAAUUA
Macaca mulatta (Rhesus monkey) is the source of this 1654-nucleotide messenger RNA. The record is from RefSeq and is a predicted model, not a curated record. Lineage: Eukaryota; Metazoa; Chordata; Mammalia; Primates; Cercopithecidae.